Messenger RNA from Botrytis sinoallii, 1644 nucleotides. RefSeq lists its product as uncharacterized. The coding region runs from base 1 to 1644 and encodes 547 amino acids. NCBI's taxonomy places the organism in Eukaryota, Fungi, Ascomycota, Leotiomycetes, Helotiales, Sclerotiniaceae. The transcript is spliced from 5 exons. The record is from RefSeq and is a predicted model, not a curated record.
AUGGCAGCAACGGGCCCAUACAAACCCUACGAGGAAGUUGCUCAAUUACGACGCGAACAAGCUAAAGCUAUUGAUAAAUAUUUUGAUGAAGAAUUAGACAAGAAAAACUACGAUGAGAUUAAUAACAAGAGUCGAAGUCUACAAUGGAUGCCAGACAUUCGCCCUGCGGAUCGUUUGUGGCGGCAAACUCGUGCAUAUUAUGCCGAGCUUAUCAAAUCCGAGAGAAUAUCCGAUGUUCUUGAUGACAACUAUGAAGAGAUGCAAAAGAUUUUGAUAAAUCCUCAGGCGUGGAGUGUUGAAGUACAAGCAGUUCGAGAUGAACAAAGUAAAGAAUACUAUGAGAACAUUGGCCCAGGUGGGCGUUUCGAAGGACAGCUCGACAAUCUUGCAACAAAAAUGACAAUGGUCCACUUUGGUCUUCCUGUGGCACCAAUGACAUUGAAUAAUAUCAUGGUCCUCACUCCGGAUUGGAAAGACGAUGCAGACGAUGAAGAAGACCCCGCACCUUCUCCCCCUCGGACACAGAGAAUUAUCUAUUCCGAGAAGCCUCUAGAAUUUCUGGAUUCAUAUAUCGAGAGAUCUUUUGGAUACCAAAUCAUCCGACGUCCUCGAGUAAGCAUGCGAGGUGGCGCCGGGUCUAUUGAGGAAUUAGAACUAGCAGAUAGUAGUGAUGGUGAAUGGCGCUCAACUGUCACUAUGCGUGGCGGUGCGGAUCGUCGUGAGCGCGCUCCUCUACUAAGAGGACUUUAUCUUAACCUGCUGGGCCCAAGCCCUAAGCACAAGUCUCGCCGUACACAUCUGGUCCAAAGAGAAUUCCUCAAUUCAGCUCAUAGGCUUCUUGGGAUCCCGAAUGAUGUGGACUUGCACUUUAAUGUUGAUAUCUAUCGCCAGGUAGAUCCACGUAAGAUUGAUAAACCACUACAAAUCUCGUUUUCAAUAGCUUCACAUGAAGAUUUUGAAAAGAAGUGGCCAAGUAUCGAGGAAGUGAUCGGCAAAGUUGAUCACGACCAACUGAGUAUCAUAAUUGAAGACCGCUUUCCUAAUGAAGAUGUCCCUAUGUUCUAUGAGGAUACAACCGUUACGAAACUCUUGAAUAUAGAUCCGAGAUCAGAUUGGUCUUUCUUAGUUGAUGUUCACACUGAAGAUCGCAUUUUACCACCUUUAAAUUUUACCAGAACACAAUAUAGGAAUGAUUUCCUGUCUCUCAGGGAUAAGUUUCUUAUCGGUGCUAGUAGUAAAACAAGCGUCUUCGUGCGCAACGUUAGUGGUUACGCGCCCUCACAACACCAAGUCGUGGAACCACCUCAAGACAGUCAAAUUCCCUCAUUUGUCAGAGCUUUUCUUGCCAUUUACGGUCAGGAUCGUCCCUCACGCAAUCCACGACUUUCCAGCACACAAGAAGGGGUUCACGAACAGGCUCUUAAUUUUGGCGGUAUGGAAGUAACCCCUCAAACUUGGGAGUGGGUUGUUGAACGAGUCAGACAACAGAAAAAUCUUCCAAAACCUGUUCCACAACCUGAUGAUGAUUCUGAUGCUGAAACUGAAGUUGAUUUGUCAUGUCAACUCACUAUAACAAUUCCACCUCAUUCCGACAUGAGAAAAAAGCCCGAGGAUACAAUCUACCCUCCAUCUCAUUGGCGAUGA